UCCCCCACAUCCUUCUCUCAUCGAUAUAGAGAGGAGAAACCAAAAGAACCAGAAGGGAGAAGCAUGGUUUCAACGAGACGUAGUGGAUCUCUCUCUGGCAACAAUUCCAAAAGAUCUUCUUCUUCGGAUGAUAACCCUCCCUCACCGAAGCGUCAAAAGGCUGAAAAUGGCGGUCCGUCGGAGAAACCGAAGCCGGCAGCGGAGAAUUCUAAAGAAGUAAGUACUCCUGAGCCGGCGGUUGAUCCUGGAGAAUGCGAUGCUCAGAUCGCUGGAGAUGGCACUGGUGAUGGCCUUACUUCUGGCAAGGGUGAUGCUGCGGCGGGUGUCGCUGUGGCGCUGCCGAUCGGUGAUGGGUCUUCGCCGACUUUGGUUGUUGAUAAGCCCAGGGGUUCCUUGUCUUCGUGGAAUAUAUAUCAGAAGCAAAGUCCAAGUUCUGAGACCUCCGCACCUUGGUGCAAGCUUCUGUCGCAGUCUGCCCUGAACCCAAAUGUUUCCAUUUGCACACCCAACUUCACAAUUGGUUCCAGUAGAAAUUGCAACUUUCCAUUGAAGGAUCAGACUAUAAGUGGAAAUCUAUGCAAGAUUAAGCAUACCCAGCGUGAGGGAUGUGCUGUAGCCUUGCUGGAGAGUACUGGUAGCAAAGGAUCUGUGCUAGUUAAUGGGACAAUUGUCAAGAAGAACGGCAACUGUGUGCUUAACUCGGGUGAUGAAGUGGUCUUUGGUUUGCUGGGAAAUCAUUCUUAUAUUUUUCAGCAGCUAAAUACUGAUGUUGCAGUUAAGGGUGCAGAAAUUCAGGGUGGUGUAGGGAAAUUUCUGCAGCUUGAAAGGAGAACUGGAGACCCCUCAGCUGUGGCUGGGGCUUCCAUUUUGGCUUCUCUUUCUAGCUUUAGACAAGAUCUCUCAAGAUGGAAAUCUCCGUCUCAGAAUAAUAAUAAAGCCCAGCAGGGUACUGAUGUCUCUGCUCAUUCUGCUCAUCAUGAUAAUACAGAAAUUGAGCUUGAUGGUCCGGAAGGCAACUCAGCUCCAAACGUAGAGAGUGACAAAGCAGCUGAUGUUGGAGCAAGUGACAAGAAUCAUCCAAUGGAAUGCGAUCCAGAUGCAAGCACGGAGGCAGGCAAUGUAAAACUUUCUGGGAUGACUGAUUUCCUAAGGCCUUUCCUCAGGAUCUUAGCUCGAUCUAGUUGUAAACUGAAUUUGAGCAAAAGUAUCUUUAAACAGGUAUUGGAAGAAAGAAAUGGGACGAGGGAUAUGCUGGCAGCAUCAACCUCGGGUAUGUCUGUGCGCUGUGCGGUGUUCAAAGAAGAUGUUCAUGCUGCAAUAUUGGAUGGAAAAGACAUAGAAGUGUCAUUUGACAACUUCCCAUAUUAUUUAAGUGAGAACACAAAAAAUGUCUUGGUUGCAGCUUGCUUUAUUCACCUGAAGCAUAAGGAACAUGCAAAAUACACAACAGAUCUUACAACUAUUAACCCUCGUAUUUUACUUUCUGGACCUGCAGGGUCAGAAAUUUAUCAGGAGAUGCUGGCAAAAGCACUUGCUAAUUACUUUGGGGCUAAGUUGCUCAUAUUUGAUAGCCAUUUGCUUUUGGGUGGUUUAUCAUCCAAAGAAGCAGAGCUACUCAAAGAUGGGCUUAUUGUUGAAAAAACCUGCAACUGCACCAAGCAAAGUUCUACAGCCACCGACUUGGCUAGGAAUGUGGACCCAUCAACUAGUGAAACAGAUACGCCUAGCCCUCCAAAUGCACCUACUUCUUAUGGCCUUGAAUCUCAACCUAAAACUGAGACCGAUACUGCGCCUUCCACUUCUGGGACAACUAAAAAUUGUUUGUUUAAAAUAGGUGACAGGGUGAAAUAUAGCUGCUCAUCUUCUGGUGGUUUGUAUCAGCCAUCCUCAAGGGGCCCACCUAAUGGAAGUCGGGGGAAGGUUGUUUUAUGUUUUGAUGAUAAUCCUUCGUCAAAAAUUGGUGUAAGAUUUGAUAAGUCCAUACCUGAUGGAGUUGAUCUUGGAGGUGCCUGUGAGGGAGGUCAAGGAUUUUUCUGCAAUGUUAGUGAUCUUCGAUUGGAAAAUAGUUUUGUGGAGGAGUUGGACAAAUUACUUAUCAAUACAUUAUUUGAGGUUGUUUGUAGUGAGAGCAGAACUGCGCCUUUCAUUUUGUUCAUGAAAGAUGCUGAGAAGUCUAUCGUAGGAAAUGGAGAUCCAUAUUCAUUUAAAAGUAGGCUUGAAAAGCUUCCAGACAAUGUGGUUGUUAUAGGCUCGCAUACUCACACUGACAGUCGGAAGGAGAAGUCACAUCCAGGGGGUUUGCUUUUUACGAAGUUUGGAAGCAAUCAAACUGCCCUUCUUGACUUGGCUUUCCCGGAUAGUUUUGGAAGAUUGCAUGAGAGGGGGAAGGAAGUCCCAAAGCCAAACAAAACUUUGACUAAGCUUUUUCCUAAUAAAGUUACAAUUCAUAUGCCACAGGAUGAGGCACUUCUAGCAUCCUGGAAGCAGCAGCUGGAUCGAGAUGCUGAGACUCUAAAAAUCAAGGCAAACUUGCAUCACCUGCGCACGGUUUUGAGUCGUUGUGGAAUGGAAUGUGAAGGACUUGAGUCUUUGUGCAUUAAAGACCAGGCGCUUACAAAUGAAAAUGCAGAGAAGAUAAUUGGUUGGGCUUUAAGCCACCACCUCAUGCAGAACCCUGAAGCUGAUUCUAAUUCCAAACUUGUAUUGUCUUGCGAAAGCAUCCAGUAUGGCAUUGGGAUAUUGCAGGCCAUUCAAAAUGAGUCCAAGAGCUUGAAGAAGUCUUUGAAGGAUGUUGUAACAGAAAAUGAGUUUGAGAAGAGGCUGUUGGCUGAUGUAAUUCCUCCUAGUGACAUUGGUGUUACUUUUGAUGAUAUUGGAGCUCUUGAAAAUGUCAAGGAUACACUGAAGGAGUUGGUGAUGCUUCCUUUGCAGAGGCCGGAGCUUUUUUGCAAGGGGCAAUUAACCAAGCCUUGCAAGGGUAUCUUAUUGUUUGGGCCCCCAGGAACUGGAAAGACAAUGCUUGCAAAGGCUGUUGCCACUGAAGCAGGUGCUAACUUCAUCAACAUUUCCAUGUCAAGCAUUACGUCUAAGUGGUUUGGUGAGGGUGAAAAAUAUGUGAAAGCUGUCUUCUCUCUGGCCAGUAAAAUUGCUCCUAGUGUUAUAUUUGUUGAUGAAGUUGACAGCAUGUUGGGCAGGAGGGAAAAUCCAGGGGAGCAUGAGGCCAUGCGCAAGAUGAAAAAUGAAUUCAUGGUGAACUGGGAUGGCUUACGUACGAAGGAUACCGAGCGAAUUCUAGUGCUUGCAGCCACUAAUAGGCCUUUUGACCUUGAUGAGGCUGUCAUCCGGAGGCUGCCACGAAGAUUGAUGGUAAAUUUGCCAGAUGCUCCAAAUAGGGCAAAAAUAUUGAAAGUUAUACUAGCAAAAGAGGAUUUGUCUCCUGAUGUCGACUUGGAAGCAGUUGCCAAUAUGACUGACGGAUAUUCUGGAAGUGAUCUCAAGAAUCUUUGCGUGACUGCUGCACAUCGCCCAAUUAAAGAGAUAUUAGAGAAGGAAAAAAAGGAGCGCGCUGCUGCUCUGGCAGAAGGCAGAUCUCCUCCGGCAUUAAGUGGCAGUGCUGAUAUCCGAUCUUUAAACAUGGAGGACUUUAAAGAUGCUCAUGAACGGGUAUGUGCAAGUGUUUCCUCUGAAUCCGUAAAUAUGACUGAGCUCUUACAAUGGAAUGAACUAUACGGCGAAGGUGGUUCGAGAAGAAAGAAAGCACUCAGCUAUUUCAUGUGAGAGUUUCUCCUCUGUACAAAUUUUCUCCCCCCAUUGCUGCCUCCAUCUCCCAAACCAUGCAUAUUUGUAUGGGCGCCUGCUGUCAAGCCAUUUCAUUUGUAAAAUGAAUUAUAGGUCCUUAAAAGACAAUUUUUUCUUACCAAUGGGAGGUGGGCUUUUGAAAGGAGUAUAGCCUCCCAGAGUUUUGGCCAUGCUCCUACAGCUUUUGUUUUGAUCCUCACCCCCUUGCUGCCAGCACAAAGGAAGCGCAUUGAAAUAUUUUUCCCCCCUAGAGUUAUGAUUAUGAGCUUACUAGUAAAACGUGAAAGAUGACAAGUUAGAUGACCCGGUGGAUAUGCUUAUGUUCAGUACUAAUAUUUGCUGGAACAAUAAACAUCUAGAUCAUGACCAUCACCUGCUGUAUGUACAUAAAUUGCAUGUUAGAGCCCUCGUUAGGUGGUUUCCUAUUUCCGCAAGUAAAUCAAGAUUUUAUUGGACUUGUGUAAUGCUGAUAAAUCUGUCAGUGUUCGAGUUUAAUUGAAUGCCAUUUACAGAGA
Molecule: messenger RNA, 4313 nt
Organism: Prosopis cineraria
Lineage: Eukaryota; Viridiplantae; Streptophyta; Magnoliopsida; Fabales; Fabaceae
Exons: 27
Coding region: 64-3777 (1237 amino acids)
Cellular component (GO): mitochondrial outer membrane
Molecular function (GO): ATP hydrolysis activity; protein binding; ATP binding
Source: RefSeq, a predicted model, not a curated record